Messenger RNA from Rhinichthys klamathensis goyatoka, 3260 nucleotides. RefSeq names its product caseinolytic mitochondrial matrix peptidase chaperone subunit Xa (gene clpxa). Gene Ontology annotation, molecular function: ATP hydrolysis activity; zinc ion binding; protein dimerization activity. Gene Ontology annotation, cellular component: mitochondrial matrix. The record is from RefSeq and is a predicted model, not a curated record. Bases 283 to 2157 code for a protein of 624 amino acids. Gene Ontology annotation, biological process: protein catabolic process; proteolysis. Lineage: Eukaryota; Metazoa; Chordata; Actinopteri; Cypriniformes; Leuciscidae. The transcript is spliced from 14 exons.
UCAAAAGUGUCAUCAGUUGUUUACUUGUCUCACAGUGACUAGUUCCGACAGCAGUGUGUGUUUAGUUCAGCUGCAUAUAGCAGCUUCCAAAAUAACGCAUUUCGUAUAUUAAUAUGUUUGAUUAAUUUUUAUUUAAUUCACAUAUUCUGUUUAAGUCAUUUAUUAUUGUUGGGCCUAUAUUGAAUGGCUUUCAGUGGGUUAGCUCUCAGCUAGCGCUAACCUCCCCAGCGCUCCUCAAAAUCAACCGAUUCAGUUCGUCAAAAAACAAAACAAUUCUGAAACAUGUCGUGUACGUGUGCUUUAGCAGCGAGAAAACUCAUAAAUUCUGCUCAUAAAGGAAUAUCCGGCUCCAGAGUCCAGUUCCUGUCACUGAGCCUCCCGGGAGCUCGUGAGGUUCGUCUGGCACGCCGUAUCCCCGUCAGGUCAUUCUCCGAGACUUCUGUGUACUUUGCUUCAAAAGAUGGGAUUAAAGAUGGAGAUGGCGGAAAGAAAUCUGUUGGUGAAGGAAGUGGAAAGAGAUCCAGCUCAAAUAAUUCUGGCAAAGGAGGAAGUCAGCUGAGAUGCCCUAAAUGUGGAGAUCCUUGCACACAUGUAGAAACAUUUGUUUCAUCAACUCGCUUUGUGAAAUGUGAAAAAUGCCACCACUUUUUCGUGGUGCUUUCCGAAACGGAUACUAAGAAGAGUUUGAGUAAAGACCCGGAAUCCGCAGCAGAAGCUGUCAAGUUGGCUUUCCAACAGAAACCCCCUCCACCACCUAAAAAAAUCUAUGCUUAUCUGGAUAAGUAUGUUGUGGGUCAGGACCAUGCUAAGAAGGUUCUGGCAGUGGCCGUUUACAACCAUUAUAAACGCAUCUACAAUAACAUGCCCACAGGCUCCAGACAGCAGCAGGUGGAGGCGGAGAAACAGGCCUCCCUCACUCCUCGAGAGCUAGAGCUAAGACGACGAGAGGACGAAUACAGGUUUACAAAGCUGCUCCAGAUCGCAGGGAUCAGUCCUCAUGGAAACGCUCUGGGUGCCUCCAUGCAGCAGCAGUUGAACCAGCAGGCAGCUCCAGAGAAGAGAGGAGGAGAAGUGCUGGACUCCACACACACCGACAUCAAACUAGAGAAGAGCAACAUAGUGCUGCUGGGCCCUACUGGCUCUGGAAAAACACUUCUGGCACAAACGCUGGCCAAAUGCCUGGAUGUUCCCUUUGCAAUCUGUGACUGCACCACCCUCACCCAGGCGGGGUACGUGGGAGAGGACAUAGAGUCAGUCAUCGCAAAGCUUCUGCAGGACGCCAACUAUGUGAUCGAGAAAGCUCAGCAAGGUAUCGUGUUUUUGGACGAAGUGGACAAGAUUGGCAGCGUUCCCGGGAUCCAUCAGUUAAGGGACGUGGGAGGAGAGGGAGUGCAGCAGGGUUUACUUAAGCUACUGGAAGGCACUAUUGUUAAUGUUCCUGAGAAGAACACAAGAAAGCUGAGAGGUGAAACUGUGCAAGUUGACACCACCAACAUCCUGUUUGUAGCAUCUGGAGCAUUUAAUGGACUCGACCGUAUCAUCAGCAGGAGAAAGAAUGAGAAGUACCUUGGGUUUGGAACACCGUCUAACAUGGGGAAAGGUCGAAGGGCGGCAGCAGCGGCUGACCUGGCAAACACCACAGGUGGAGAGAUGGACGCAGUGGCCGAGAUCGAGGAGAAAGACCGACUUCUGAAACACGUGGAGGCCAGAGACCUCAUUGAAUUCGGCAUGAUUCCUGAGUUUGUGGGCCGUCUUCCCGUUGUGGUUCCACUGCACAGUCUGGAUGAGGAGACGCUGGUGCGCAUCCUUACGGAGCCACGCAAUGCUGUCGUGCCACAGUAUCAGGCUCUCUUCAGCAUGGACAAGUGUGAUCUCAACGUUUCGACUGAUGCCCUUAGAGCGAUCGCCAGAUUAGCUCUGGAGCGUAAAACCGGAGCCCGUGGGCUUAGAUCCAUAAUGGAAAAACUGCUGCUUGAUCCCAUGUUUGAGGUGCCACAUUCAGAUAUUGUGGCAGUGGAGGUGAACAAGGAAGUGGUUCAAGGAAAAGCACCAGCUCAGUACAUAAGAGCUGCUGCUAAAGACUCCUCUGAGGAGGAGUAUGAUUCUGGAAUCGAGGAGGAGAACUGGACAAGACAGGCUGAUGCCGCCAAGAACUAAAAACUACAAACCCGGUUUAAAAUCAAGACUUUUCUGUAGCUGAUUGUUUGCAUCCUCCGUUGUCCUAAGGGUCCAUUUCUCACUAUACGCUUGUGAUGAUUUGUUACUCACUUUGGAAAAUCUUAUUCUGUGAAUUUAUGCCAUCUCUUCCCUCACUUUAUGUAAUCAUGGCUCAUAGAAAUAAGUUCAGUCUACCAAGUCUGUGGGAAGUCUCCCCUGAACCUAUCCUCCUAAAGAGAUUUAUGAAAUAUAAAGAAUUUUAUUUUAUUUUAUUUCAUUUUAAUUUCUCUUUGCCCUGCUUGGAAUAAAAUUACACAUUUUGUGUCACACUGGUCAUGUGCUUGUUAUAGUUACUGUAGCAGACAUUGAAAUAAAGUAUCCAAUAUGACAUUUCUGUAGCUGAACCAUAUGAAUAAUAAUUAGAACCCCACCAGAAUAUGUAUUUGAUAAAGGUCUCUUUAAUCAAAUUAUGUCUCUGUAUAAGCUAACUUUAAAUUUGGCACAUUAUUUCUUUCCUUCACUCAAUGCUGUGGAUUGAAGUGGGAUUUUUAGAUGUCCAGUUUGCUAUUACUCUCAGGCUGCUAUUUGCAUUAUUUUAAGUGUCAAGAAAAUCAGUAACUGGCUGGAACUUCAAGGACAUGCCUACUGUCACCUGAUCAAUGUCUUGUUUUAAUUUCUCCUGUUAUUCACAAAGUUGCCCAGUAAUGGAAGAUGUAUUUGUAUCGGCAACCAAGUCAACUGGUCUCUUUGAGAAAGUUGCACAUCAGUAACUGCAGUAGUUACACAGUGAUUUAAUCUCUGUGCUGGAUUACCGGUGUAAUUCAUUUUUAAUCUCUUCACAGAAAUGGAUUUCUUUUUCUUUUGAAUUGCAUUGUUAUAGAGUUUACUCACAUUAAUGCAACGCGGGAAGGGGUUACUUUUUACAUAGAGAGAGUAGAAACCUUGUAUGAUUCAGCCGUCAAGUCAAAGGAUAUAUGUACAAAAAAAAUGAUGUAUGAAUAAAAUGUAAAUAUUAUCACUGAACAAUGCAGGUAUUCUGUUGUAUUUCAAUAAACACAACAAUGAGCAUUAGAUAAAGACCAACAAAGAAACUAAAUAUGACA